GGACCCUCGGCGCCGACGCUAGCCGGACCGUGCCACUGCGCGGGAAGGAGGGGGGCGCCUCUGCCGGGGCGCUCGGAGCCCGCCGUCUAUGAGGCUGCGGCUCGGCCGAGAGCUGCGGAACACCGUUCGGCGGCCCGGCACCUCGGCAGCGCGGCGGCCCGGCCCGGAGGCGGGGGGGACCCGAAGUGGGGCCGCGAGUGGCUGCGCGCCGCCUCCCCCCGCUGGGAGCGGUGGUUGGGCCCGGCUGCGGCAGAGCGUUCGCUCGGAGAUGGCGGAGCCGCCGCGACGCAGCCCGAGGCCCCGAGAGCAGGGAAGCCGGGCAUCCCCGGGACGUGGCGGAGCCCGGGGACAGCGGGGACGCCGCCCAGUCCGCCGGGUUCGAAGCUAAAAUGCAGUGGUUAAGACCAGGGCUGGAGCCUGACAGGCCUGACGUUGAAUCCCAUUUCCUCCACUGACUGAGCUGUGUGAUCCUGGGCAAGUUGCUAAGUUCUCUGGACCUCAAAUUAGUCAUAUGUAAAAUGGGAAUAUUAGUUACCUCUUAGGGCCGGUGUGAGCAUUAGAUAUAUGGAAAGUUCUUAGAAGAAUGUCUGGCAAAGUGUAAGCCCUCAGUAAAUGUUAACUUAUUCUUAACCUCGUGGGUGAUACACCUCCAGUAUCUGCUUCCCCACAGUGACUUCUCACUACUGUGUUUGCCCCAAAAAGUUUCCUCUGAUUCUUAGGAUUCGUCCCUUCCCAUCACCAUUUUGAUCCUUUCCCAGCUCUCUUUUCACGCCGAUUAGUUUUACCCAGGCCAAAGCAGAACUGUUCUUAAGUUGUCUCUCUCAGUUCUGAAGGACCCCAUCUCUGCUUAAUCACCCGGAGAUGUGUAUGUGUGUGUGUGGGACGUGUGGUAGAGAGAGAUCUCCAGCCACUGGCCUUACUUCGAGUGACUAAGGUGGGGAGAGUGACGGUAAAGCUUCUAGAAGUAGUCUAUCUACUUAAGGAAAAAAGUCUCCGGAAUUAGGUCUCCUUAAAACUAUUUUCUGAUCCGACUGUUCUUACUCCUUCUCUAUAAUUGAUUGUAUACUACUUAAGCUCCUGUUGCUCUCUGUCAUGCAGCCCCAUUCAGUUCGCUCUGUUUUUGUAACAGGACUCAAUCCCUCAUGUCUCUCCAGGCUAGCUCAGGACCCUUCUGAGCUGUUCAGGGGUGAGGGUGUAGUACCACCUAGGCUAAGUUAGGAAAGAGAACUGGAGUGGAUAGGGAGACAAACUCUGGACUCAGCUCUCUAGCUUUUCUUAGGUGCCAGUGAUGUGGCCUGCUCUGGGGCUACAUUGUUAUCACCCCUCUUGACACUGGCACAAGUGAAAUAAAGGGGAGGGAUGGGUAAUUUUUCACAAGCAAUGGAAAAGAGAAUCCCCAGGUUCUGGAUUUGGAAGGUAAUAGAAUGAUUAGCUAGCACCAUUUCUCUUCCCUCUUGAAUUUCCCCACCUGACUGCAAGUUCGUUAGUGCCGUUAGCCUGUGGUGUUGGGUUUGAUAGAUGAGGAACAUUAACAGACACAUGAGUUUCCUCUUAUCUGAUAUUUUGUUGGAGCACGGGACUUCUGGGGCUUUCCGUCCCUUCUUCACAGGAUGAACAGAGCUCCUGCUGGCUGACCAACUGCUCUGUCACGGGUUGGGAACUCCUUUCAGAGCAGGUUCAUUUUCAGCCUCCUGGGCUGUUUGGCCUCAUGUCGAUGGGAAAUUUGUUCUCUUCCAGACCUUGGAUAUACUGCUUCAAUUCUGAGCUUAGCUCAGGGGGGAGAAUUUAGACCGUAUUCUAAGAAAGGGAACAGGCUGUGAAGCUAAAGUAUGAGACUCAGAUUAUGUUGUUCUUCUACAGGAGCUUUUUUUUUUGGAGAACAAACCAUCCUGUGAGCAGGAGAUAGUGAGGGCAGAGAUUGUGAACUUUGCUGACCUCUGAUGUGAGGAGCUCAGCCGGGACCAAAGGUGGAGCCUGGCUAGAUUUGCAUCCUGAAGCCAUGGGCCAGUGGGCCAUGGUGACCUGAGACCAAUGGACUCUGUCCAGUUGCCCCCUGUUGCCCCUUCUACCUCCCCUAUCCUAUACUAAGGGGACUUGUUUCCACCUUUUCAGGGAACUGACCCUGCAGGAAUCCCUUUCCCCUCUUUUCAUAUCCUUCUACCCUCCCAAGAGAGCCUCAGCCUAUAGAACUCCUACCUCCCAUCCCCUAAGGUGGUCCCCAUCCCUGCCUCACCUCCCCCGCCAUGCUCAAGCUGUGGAAGGUGGUACGCCCAGCUCGGCAGCUGGAACUGCACCGCCUCAUACUGCUGCUGAUCGCUUUCAGUCUGGGCUCCAUGGGCUUCUUGGCUUACUACGUAUCCACCAGCCCCAAGGCCAAGGAACCAUUGCCCCUGCCCUUGGGAGACUGCAGUAGUGGUGGGGCAGCUGGUCCUGGCCCUGUACGGCCGCCAGUCCCACCCCGGCCCCCCAGGCCGCCAGAGACAGCACGAACUGAACCCGUGGUCCUUGUGUUUGUGGAGAGCGCAUACUCACAGCUGGGGCAGGAGAUUGUGGCCAUCUUGGAGUCUAGCCGUUUUCGUUAUAGCACUGAGCUGGCACCUGGCCGAGGGGACAUGCCCACACUGACUGAUCAUACCCGUGGCCGGUAUGUCUUGGUCAUCUAUGAGAACCUGCUCAAGUAUGUCAACCUGGAUGCCUGGAGUCGGGAACUGCUAGACCGGUACUGUGUGGAGUAUGGUGUGGGCAUCAUUGGCUUUUUCCGAGCCCAUGAGCAUAGCUUACUGAGUGCCCAGCUCAAGGGCUUUCCCCUUUUUCUACAUUCAAACUUGGGGCUCCAGGACUACCAAGUGAAUCCUUCUGCCCCACUACUGCAUCUCACACGCCCCAGCCGCCUGGAGCCGGGUCCACUGCCCGGUGAUGACUGGACCAUCUUCCAAUCCAAUCAUAGCACAUAUGAACCAGUGCUUCUUGCCAGCCUUCGACCAGCUGAGCCCCCGGUGCCAGGACCCUUGCCUCGCCGGGCCCGGCUUCCCACUGUGGUACAGGACUUGGGGCUUCACGAUGGCAUCCAGCGGGUGCUCUUUGGCCAUGGCCUCUCCUUCUGGCUUCACAAACUCGUUUUUGUCGAUGCUGUUGCGUACCUCACUGGCAAGCGCCUCUGCUUGGACCUUGACCGUUACAUCUUGGUAGACAUCGAUGACAUCUUUGUGGGCAAGGAAGGAACCCGCAUGAAGGUGGCUGAUGUUGAGGCUCUGUUGACCACCCAGAACAAACUCAGGACCUUAGUCCCCAACUUCACCUUCAACUUGGGCUUCUCGGGCAAGUUCUAUCAUACUGGGACAGAGGAGGAGGAUGCAGGGGACGACAUGCUGCUGAAGCACCGUCAAGAGUUCUGGUGGUUCCCCCACAUGUGGAGCCACAUGCAGCCACACCUGUUCCACAAUCGCUCCGUGCUGGCUGACCAGAUGAGGCUCAACAAACAGUUUGCUCUGGAGCAUGGGAUUCCCACGGAUCUGGGGUACGCUGUGGCCCCCCACCACUCCGGCGUGUAUCCCAUCCACACACAGCUCUAUGAGGCCUGGAAAUCCGUGUGGGGCAUCCAGGUGACCAGCACUGAGGAGUAUCCCCAUCUCCGCCCUGCCCGCUACCGCCGUGGCUUCAUUCACAAUGGCAUUAUGGUGCUGCCACGGCAGACGUGUGGACUCUUCACUCACACGAUCUUCUAUAAUGAGUAUCCCGGAGGCUCUCGCGAACUAGACCGGAGCAUCCGAGGUGGAGAACUCUUCCUGACAGUGCUGCUUAAUCCGAUCAGCAUCUUUAUGACUCAUCUGUCUAAUUAUGGAAAUGAUCGGCUGGGCCUGUACACCUUUGAGAGCCUGGUGCGCUUUCUCCAGUGCUGGACACGGCUGCGCCUACAGACCCUUCCUCCUGUCCCUCUCGCACGGAAGUACUUUGACCUCUUCCCUCAAGAGCGAAGCCCCCUUUGGCAGAAUCCCUGUGAUGACAAGAGGCACAAAGAUAUCUGGUCCAAGGAGAAAACCUGUGAUCGGCUCCCCAAGUUCCUCAUUGUGGGACCCCAGAAGACAGGGACCACAGCUAUUCACUUCUUCCUGAGCCUGCACCCAGCUGUGACUAGCAGUUUCCCGAGCCCCAGCACCUUUGAGGAGAUUCAGUUUUUCAGCGGCCCUAAUUACCACAAGGGCAUUGACUGGUACAUGGAUUUCUUCCCUGUCCCUUCUAAUGCCAGCACUGAUUUCCUGUUUGAAAAAAGUGCCACCUACUUUGACUCAGAGGUUGUACCACGUCGGGGGGCUGCCCUCCUGCCGCGAGCCAAGAUCAUCACUGUGCUCACCAACCCUGCUGACAGGGCCUACUCCUGGUACCAGCAUCAGCGAGCACAUGGAGACCCAGUUGCUCUGAACUAUACCUUCUACCAGGUGAUUUCAGCCUCCUCCCAUGCCCCUCUGGCACUUCGCUCCCUACAGGACCGUUGUCUUGUCCCUGGCUACUAUUCCACCCAUCUGCAACGCUGGCUGACAUAUUACCCCUCUGGACAGUUGCUGAUUGUGGAUGGGCAAGAACUGCGUACCAACCCAGCUGCCUCAAUGGAGAGCAUCCAGAAGUUCCUGGGUAUCACACCCUUUCUGAACUACACACGGACCCUCAGGUUUGAUGAAGAUAAGGGAUUCUGGUGCCAGGGACUUGAAGGUGGCAAGACUCGUUGUCUAGGCAAGAGCAAAGGCCGGAAGUACCCAUAUAUGGACACUGAGUCCCGCCUUUUCCUUAUGGAUUUUUUCCGGAACCAUAAUUUGGAGCUGUCGAAGCUGCUGAGCCGGCUUGGACAGCCAGUGCCCUCGUGGCUUCGGGAAGAACUGCAGCAUUCCAGUCCGGGCUGAUGUAUCAGCCUCCCGUACCAGCAAAAGCCCCCUUCUUCCCUAAGGGGCAAGCCCAGAGCAGGGCCCACAAGGGGGAUUAGAGUGGCCUGGCCCCUCCCCCUUCUACCUCAGUGGCCUCGAGGCCUGGGAUGGCUAAGAAGCGAAGGGCAUCCCUUUCCCAUAGCUCUGGGGUCUAAUAAAGGGGCUUCCCUUGAUACCCCACAAGAUGGUACUAGGCACCUUUGGCCCAUGGUCUUGGAAGGUGGGGGGGAAAUGAGAGGGUCCAGGCAGGGUGUAGAGGAACGUAUUAAUCCAGUGCUUUCCCUCUUUAUCCCCAGCAGUGUAUCUAUCUAUAGUGGCCGUGGGAGGGACCCCUUACUGUGGGAUCAAUGGGAUCUACCUGUGGCCCGGCCUCUCUAAUGUCAUUCACAUUGAAUGGGGAUGAGGUCAGACGGUGGCUCAUAGAGCUGAAUAUGAGCCCUAGCUGUGGGCUAGAAAUGAGUUUAAUAAACAUCCUUAUUUUUGUGUUU
Molecule: messenger RNA, 5404 nt
Organism: Delphinapterus leucas (beluga whale)
Lineage: Eukaryota; Metazoa; Chordata; Mammalia; Artiodactyla; Monodontidae
Source: RefSeq, a predicted model, not a curated record